This is a messenger RNA of Equus caballus (horse), 7077 nucleotides long. RefSeq names its product MINDY lysine 48 deubiquitinase 2 (gene MINDY2). Gene Ontology annotation, cellular component: cytosol; cell periphery. Gene Ontology annotation, biological process: protein K48-linked deubiquitination. Gene Ontology annotation, molecular function: cysteine-type deubiquitinase activity; cysteine-type carboxypeptidase activity; K48-linked deubiquitinase activity. NCBI's taxonomy places the organism in Eukaryota, Metazoa, Chordata, Mammalia, Perissodactyla, Equidae. The record is from RefSeq and is a predicted model, not a curated record.
CCGGGGCCCUCCCCCGUGACGUGCCUGGCCGAGGCCGCGCAAGGGCGCCGUAUCUGCCAGGGCCGCUGUCAUGGCGUCGGAGGCGCUGGCUGAGGAGAACCCGCCGCGGUCUCUUUAGAGCGAGGGGCGGGCGGCUGGGUAUGGAGAGCGGCCCUGAGAGCCUGCAGCCGCUAGAAAACGGGGUGGCCGCUGUGCCAGCGCCAGGGACAGGCUAUCCGCAGGAAGGGAGACAGGAGACGAGGCUCGCCGCUGGGGAUGGUCCUGGAGUAUGGGCGGCGGAGUGCGACGGCGGGAAUGGGCAGGGGGCGGCGGCCGCCAGGAGGAGCCUCCCGAAGUCGGGUUCUCCCGCCGGCUCUCCUCCGAUUCCCGGACCCUGUAGCUCCUUCUCGGGCUCCGACUUGAAGGAGAGCGACUUGGCCAGUCCUGCUGCCCAGAAGGCGCUGCUGGGAGGGCAGCACAAGGUGACCGCCUCCCCCGAGACAGCCGAGGCCGGAGCGGGCCAUGGGUUGGGUCCGGCCGGAGACGCGGGCGCCCGCCCGGAUCCCACCGGCACCUGCCGGGCGGAGUCGGCGGCCGCGGGCUCGGAGGAGCCCAGCAGCGCCGGCGGCCUCAGCAGCAGCUGCAGCGACCCGAGCCCUCCUGGGGAAUCGCCGAGCCUGGACUCCCUGGAGUCAUUCUCGAACCUGCAUUCUUUCCCCAGUAGCUCCGAGUUCAAUAGUGAGGAGGGAGCUGAGAACAGGGUCCCCGAGGAAGAGGAGGAGGAGGAGGGCGCGGCAGUGUUGCCCGGGGCUGUGCCUCUGUGCAAAGGGGAGGAGGAGGGGGAGGAGGAGGAGGGGGAGGCAGCUCAGGUGCUGGCGGCCUCCAAGGAACGCUUCCCGGGACAAUCUGUCUAUCACAUCAAGUGGAUCCAGUGGAAGGAAGAGAACACACCCAUCAUCACCCAGAAUGAGAAUGGACCCUGCCCUUUGCUGGCCAUCCUCAAUGUUUUGCUUCUGGCCUGGAAGGUGAAACUUCCACCGAUGAUGGAAAUCAUAACUGCUGAACAGCUGAUGGAAUAUUUAGGAGAUUACAUGCUUGAUGCAAAGCCAAAAGAAAUUUCAGAAAUUCAACGUUUAAACUAUGAGCAGAAUAUGAGUGAUGCUAUGGCAAUCUUGCACAAACUACAGACAGGCUUGGAUGUAAAUGUAAAAUUCACUGGUGUUCGAGUGUUUGAAUAUACACCAGAAUGCAUAGUAUUUGAUCUUCUUGAUAUUCCUUUGUACCAUGGGUGGUUAGUGGACCCUCAGAUUGAUGACAUUGUAAAAGCUGUUGGUAACUGCAGCUACAACCAACUAGUGGAGAAGAUCAUCUCUUGUAAGCAGUCAGACAAUAGUGAGCUGGUUAGUGAAGGCUUUGUAGCUGAGCAGUUUCUAAAUAAUACAGCCACUCAACUGACAUACCAUGGAUUAUGUGAACUAACUUCAACGGUUCAGGAAGGAGAACUUUGUGUGUUCUUUCGGAAUAAUCAUUUUAGCACCAUGACCAAAUACAAGGGUCUACUGUAUUUGUUGGUAACAGACCAGGGGUUUCUUACUGAAGAAAAAGUUGUUUGGGAAAGCCUACAUAAUGUCGAUGGUGAUGGAAAUUUCUGUGACUCAGAAUUUCAUCUGCGGCCUCCUUCAGAUCCUGAAACUGUAUACAGAGGGCAACAAGAUCAGAUAGAUCAGGACUAUCUUAUGGCAUUAUCUCUACAACAAGAACAGCAGAGCCAAGAGAUCAAUUGGGAGCAAAUACCUGAAGGAAUCAGUGAUUUGGAACUAGCGAAGAAACUCCAAGAAGAAGAAGAUAGACGAGCUUCUCAAUAUUAUCAGGAGCAGGAACAAGCAGCAGCAGCUGCUGCUUCUGCUGCUACACAGGCCCAGCAAAGCCAGCCAGCACAAGCAUCUCCAUCAAGUGGAAGACAAUCUGGAAAUAGUGAACGUAAACGAAAGGAACCUCGAGAAAAAGAUAAAGAAAAAGAAAAGGAAAAAAAUAGCUGUGUAAUUUUGUAACAAGUGUUGGAUUCUGUUGGAACCAUCUAUAGCCUUGAGAAACAAAACCGCAGGAGGAAAGGAAGAAAAACCGAUAAAUACCGUCUGUGCCUGAUUUCCCAACGGAUUUUGUUCAUGUCUUCAGGGGAAAGGUUGUUACUUAGUUACAAUCAGACUUUUUCAAGUCACACAGUACACUCUUUAUGAGCUGGAGUUUCAUGUUACAAGUUGGAAAUGCUGUGUGUUGUCAUUCAUGAAAAAUACUGCACUUGUAGCCAAAUAAGCAGAUCACAGCAAAUUUUGUGUCAUAGUGACAUUCAUAACUCAUAUCAGUUAGUAAGCUAUUUUAUCUUCUGUUCUAACAAUGAAUGGAGGUAAUUGAUUUUGUCUGAUUCCUUUCUGAAAUCUAAGUAUUAGCACAAUAGUUUCUGAAAUUAAUUUCUACAAUGUUAGAUUAUGAUCUAAUCCACAAGAAACCAGGGGUUUAAUAUAGGGAUUUAAAAAGAAAAAAAAAAGAAAAAAAUAACAGGAAUAAAUAACCCUUAAUUGUAUAUUGGACUAGUUCAGCCCUUGAACAGCUUUACCUUUCUUUAGGAAUGUACAUUUUAGAUACUAUCUUGAGAACUGAUAGUGGAGUUUGGAUUUAAUCUAGAUAGAAAAAAAAAAUUUGUAUUUCUUUUCCAAUAGCAAAAAAAUCACAUAAUACUAAUACUUAUAUCCUAUCCAAAUCAGAUAUUAAUGACUUUGUAGUGUUGUGAAAUAUUGAGGAAUUUUGAAAAUUUCAAUAUAGGUGACUUGGACCACAGUUACUAUUUAUUGAUAGUGUGACGAGUGUAAGGAGGAAACCAUAGGAGGCCACUAUUUAUUGAUAGUGUGACAAGUGUAAGGAGGAAACCAUAGGAGGCCACUAUUUAUUGAUAGUGUGACGAGUGUAAGGAGGGAACCAUAGGAGGCCACUAUUUAUUGAUAGUGUGACGAGUGUAAGGAGGGAACCAUAGGAGGCCACUAUUUAUUGAUAGUGUGACGAGUGUAAGGAGGAAACCAUAGGAGGCCACUAUUUAUUGAUAGUGUGACGAGUGUAAGGAGGAAACCAUAGGAGGCCACUAUUUAUUGAUAGUGUGACGAGUGUAAGGAGGAAACCAUAGGAGGCCACUAUUUAUUGAUAGUGUGACGAGUGUAAGGAGGAAACCAUAGGAGGCCACUAGGGUUUGUAAAUAUGGGAGUGUAGAAGAGCAGAUAGUUCGAUGUCUACCUUUUUCUAGAAUUACCUUGAACCUUAAAACUUAAAUCAUGUUUAUUUGCUAGAAAAUUAGGUAUACUUAUUAAAACCAACAAAAAAGCACAUUUCUGAAAGGAAGUUAGAGAUAAUCUCUGAGACUAGUGAAAAAGCAUUAACAAAAAUCUGUUUGAGAAUAGAUAGAAUUUGGAGGAAUUUAUGUAAAAGCAAUCAGAUUUUUUUAACUUAUGGGAACCAAAUAAACCUAUAACAUCUUGUAGUGUUUAUAGGAUUUAGAAAGAAUAUUUAUUGAAUUUUAUUAUGAGGCAACACAUAUUUUCCUGUAUUUCUAGAUCUAGUUUGGAAAACUAUACUUAAUAGUCCUUUUUAUAUGCUUUAUAUUUAAAAGUUUGUUUUAGUCAUUUUUGAAACAACUAUUGCUGCUGCAAGUAGUUAUGUGAUUUAUAUUCUAAGCCUCGGUAAAUUUGUUUGUUUAAGAGCAUCUUAAUCUAACCUGAGCAUCCACUCGGAGAAUGUUUUUUGUGGUCUGGAGUGACGAUAGACUACAAAAAAUGUGGUCUAGAUUUCUUAAGCUAUGUCCUUAACAUUCUUCGUGAUCCAAGACCGGUUAUAGCAUAAGUCUAUGUGUAAAAAGUAAAGUCUUAUUUAUGGAAGAAAUUAUUCUAAGGGAAAAAUCCAGGGUCAAGCUGUGUCUUUAAUGUCCUUCUGUAUUGCAUGUCUGUUUAUGUUAUACAUUUGUUAUUCCUUCAAAUAUCCUAUGUUAGCAUGAUAAAUCAUCAGAGAACCUGUUUGGGGUAUAAGACCUUGAUACAAAAUAUUUGGUGACUCUCUUGAUAAUAACCCAGAAUAUGCGUACUUUGGUAAGUAAUCAAAUGCACUACAGAAUUGUAUGUUGGCUCAAACAAGUUGACCUUAGUCCAAGUUUACUCUUGGUAUUACUGUGUUGGUUGAAGGAGGAAACUCAAACCUCAGGGUUUGUUUUUCCCAGAGUAGAUAGUAGUGACAGUGCACUAUAUUUUAAUAAGACAGAAACAAAACAAUAAAACCUGAGGAAUUUUUAAAAGCACAUUUGAGGCAUAUUUUUCCAUAAUUAUAUACUUAUCUAUUUAUUGCCCUUGAAAAAUAUAUGUGUAGAAGUUAUUCUUCUGUUAUUUGUUACUAUCUUCUUAAUUUGUUCCAAAGAUAAUACUGCCGUUCUGCAUUCCCUCUGGAAGAAAACAUAAAAAACUCACUCAAAACCAGCAGUGCUGCUAUCAGAUAAGUAGAUGUCAAUGUAUACUUAUAAGGAAUAACUAAAACUGUAAUGUGUUUGUUAAGUCAACUUUUUUCUAUGUAAUAUUUCCAGAUCAGACUUUCUUACAUUCCCGGAAUUCAGUUUGAUAUACCAAGAGUAAUAAUGAUAAAAUGUUCGCUUUGAUUACUGUGGGGAAAAAAUUAAAAGUUCGAUUCUAUUAAAACAAACAAACUUCUCAGAGAUACUGGUUUCCCAUCCUUGAAGGCUAUAAAGAAUUAACAGCUAUUGUCUCUUUCUCCUUAUAUUUUGCUCAAGGCAACAAAUUAUAUAUUCAGACAUUUCAUUGCUGGUUUGGGUACAUUGGAGUUUGGUAGAGGUAUAUUAAAGUCUUUCCUUCACAGCAUUUUGUAAGACCUGAAAAUUAUUACAUGUACAUUACUAGCAGAAGUUAGAACUUAAACAUUUUUGUUUUUAAUAUUUAUAGGCUAGAUUAGGGACACAUUUGCAUUAAUCAAACACUGUUAGAGCUUGGAAGAGAGGCACAUGAAUGAAUGGAUAUGGUCACUGCACUUUCUUGUACUUUCAAAGCCUAUUCCUCAAGGUUAGCAACCAGUCUUUAUUAAUAAUAUGAAAAUUUUCUUCGUCUGAUCUCACUGAAUCAACAAUGCUAUGAUUUACAAUAGGUUAUCAACACUUAAAAGUACUUAUUUUGUGUGUGUCUGUGUGUGUGUGUGUGUGUGUGUGUACUUCUAAAGCAAGGAUCCAUGACUUCUAUUAGAUUCUCAAAGGAAUCUGGGAAAUUUCCCUCAAAUUUAAGCAUCACCAUUUUAAGAAUAUACAUGCACAUAUGUACAUAGACACAGUAAGCACUUUGAGGCAGCUAAAAUUGGCAUUGGCUGCUUCCUAUAAUAUACUGGUCCAGUGUACUUAGGUAAAGUAACUUCUUCCAUAUUUCAAGGUGUCAGGUUAGUAGUUGAAUGAGGCAUAGAUUUAAGUUUAGGAUUAGGUUUUGGAAUAUAUUUUGUUUUAUCGUCUCACAUUUCUAGUAUUUGACUAAUUAUCCCAUAUUAUGUUUUGAAUUCUUCCUCAUACAUCUUGAUCUUAGCUUAAUUAAGCAAGUUAGUAUCAGAGAUUAGUUGGCUGAACUCAACAUUAACUAUUUUGUACUUGCACAAACACUUAACAUUUUGUUUUCAGUGAAUCGCCAACUUAGUUCACCAAGAGACAGAAGAUCUUGAGAGGAAAGAGGACUAGAAGUCAAAUAGAUAUUUAACGAAAGAAUUAAUAUGGUCCCUGUAUUAAUGUUGGCAUAUGAAGCAGAUAUUUAUAAAAUCCUGCUGGAGAAAAAUCAAGGCAAGAAUUUCCAGCAUUGUCCUCAUACAAUCUCAUUUGUUUAAAAUUUUUUUUAAAAAGGCAAAUUGAUUACAUUUUGCUUAACUUUCCUAUUCACUGUGCCAGUUAUGUUAAAGCAUGAUGGAAAGCUUAUGGGCUUUACUUGUCACACAAUACUUGGGCAUACAACUUAAACUAUACUUGUAAACUUACCAAUGUUGAUAAAAUAACUUGAAGGCAUUAAAGAUAGUAUAUAAUUUGGAUUUUGAGAAACUGGAAAUGUGGAAUUCUGAAUCGUUUUAUGUCUAAACACCUGGGCUUUUAUCUUGCCAUGGGCAAACUUUCUGUGCCUCGCUUUACAUAUGUAAAGGAUGCUCAUUUUUUUAGUGCUCUGCACUCCUGAAUAAAGGGCUUAGUAUAAGCACAGAGUGUUAUUUAAAUAAUCAUAAAUUUUGUACAUCUUUUAUUCUUGAAUGUGCAGACUUUUUUCCCAAUGACAAUAUUUCUUAAGCCAGUUUUUUUGCUGCUGUCAAAAUUUGUAGAAUUAUCUUAUCUUUGAGUAUGGCAUCAUCUCUUCCUAAAAUGUAUUUUACAGUUGCUUUUCUGUUCUGUAGUUGCUUUUGUGGACUAUAGGGUCAAAAUCAAGAGUAUUUUGAGAGUGUAAAAUCAUUAAAGACCUGUUUUCUUCCAGUAUCUUCCAUAUAUCUAAAUAUUUAGAUUCUUUUUGCCUUUUCCUCCAUGGGACAAAGUACGCUGGUAUCAGAUUACUAAUACAUAUAUGUAAGCUUUUUUUGCAUGGAUGGAAUUUAUUUAGAUCUCUCAAGUACUGUCAUUUUUAGGGCUAUUUAAAUUAUUUCUGUUAGUAUAAAAUGUUAUUUGAUAAUGUGCAGUUAAUUUCCUUUUAGGAAGUGAGUGAAAAUGGUAAAGGAACUCAUCGGAAUCAGAGUUAUUAGGUUCUCUGGUAAUUUAGUGUAUUUUUUUCACUGAUAUCUAACAAUUCUAAAGCUAAUGGGAAAACAUUAUGAAGAAUUGAGGUUACUCUCCUUGGGUGACUCUUUAAAACAAACUAAAAUUUAAAAUCAAAAGCUUCCUGAACGAAAUAAAUUCAAAAUCGAGAAAAUGAAGUCUGAGGGACAAAUUGCAGGACUCUGAUAAGUUUAACGUAUUUUGAAGAUCUAUCUAAAUUUUAAUUUGUGCACGUCUCUUAAUCCUGGUGUUUCUGCGUUAAGAAAUCAGAGUUUAAUAAAUUGUGGUAUGUAUACAUA